Molecule: messenger RNA, 1341 nt
Organism: Lathyrus sativus (Indian pea)
Lineage: Eukaryota; Viridiplantae; Streptophyta; Magnoliopsida; Fabales; Fabaceae
Source: the annotation of a GenBank genome assembly
AUGGAACAGUUCAGCAACGACGAUCUUGAAUACGUUAACGACGACUACUUCGAAUUCUCCGAUUUCCAAGACGAAGAUACCUUCUCCAACAAUGUUCCUAACCGUACUUCCGAUUCCGACUCCGAAGACGAUUUCGAUACGAGUAAUGCGAAGACGGAUACUUCUGCUAUGGAAGCAAGAAACGGGAAAGAUAUUCAGGGAAUUCCAUGGGAGAUGCUUAAUUAUACUAGAGAUGAAUACCGUGAGACUCGUUUGAAACAGUAUAAGAAUUACGAGAGCCUCACGCGCUCUCACGAGGAGCUUGAUAAGGAAUGUUUGGAAGUGCAGAAAGGGAAAUCGUUCUAUGAUUUUCAGUUUAAUACCAGGCUUGUCAAAUCAACAAUUGUGCACUUUCAGCUGAGGAAUCUGUUGUGGGCAACAUCAAAGCAUGAUGUAUACCUUAUGCAAAACUACUCCGUGAUGCAUUGGUCCUCAUUACUACGAAGGAGUAAAGAAGUGCUUAAUGUGGCAAAACCCAUUAUUCCAACCCUUCAGAAGCAUUCUGGAUUAGCCCACCCUACUUCGCGAGUGCAAAUUAGCACCAUGGCAGUUAAGGAGAACCUGAUGGUGGCAGGUGGUUUCCACGGCGAGCUUAUUUGCAAGAAUUUGAAUCAUUCUGGAGUUGCAUUCUGCAGUAAAAUAACUACAGAUGAUAAUGCCAUAACCAAUGCAGUGGAUAUUUUCUGCAACUCCAGUGGGUCAUUGAGGGUCAUUGCAGCAAAUAAUGAUUCCCAAAUUCGAGUUUUCGAUUCAGAGAAUUUUGCUUCUCUUGGUUGUUUCAAGUAUGAUUGGUCUGUCAAUAAUGCUUCUGUUAGUCCAGAUGGAAAGUUGUUAGCUGUUCUUGGGGACAGUACCGAGGGCUUGAUAGCUAAUGCUAACACGGGGAAGAUCACUGGAAACCUAAAAGGGCACUUGGACUAUUCUUUCUCAUCUGCUUGGCACCCUAACGGACAAAUAUUGGCAACUGGGAAUCAGGACAGGACAUGCAGGUUGUGGGACAUAAGAAAUCUUUCACAGUCCUUAGCAGUAUUAAAGGGAAGAAUAGGUGCAAUAAGGGGCUUAAGAUUCACAUCAGAUGGACGGUUUUUGGCCAUGGCUGAGCCAGCAGACUUCGUCCAUAUUUUUGAUUCACAAUCUGGUUAUACACAUAGUCAAGAGAUAGAUAUAUUUGGUGAGAUUGCUGGUAUAUCUUUUAGCCCUGACACCGAGGCUUUGUUUGUUGGCGUGGCUGAUCGAAUGUACGGUAGCUUGUUAGAGUUCACCAGAAAACAUUAUUAUCAGUAUCUAGACUCGAUGCUUUAA